AUGACUUCCUCCAAAACCCACCAACCAAAUAACCGAAAAAAUCCAAUCUCAAAAGUAAAUAUCAUUCCAAAUCAACACGCGCACACAGUUAACAUACCUCCCAAGAAACAGCGCCUCUUCAAGGGCACACCUAAGGCUAGAUUCAUGGUGCCCCAAACCUUCACACGAGUCGCAGUGUUUUCCAAGGCAAUCGAUUUUGCUGCCCCAAUACAAGUAUUCUCUUGCAAAGUGUGCCGGUUCUUGGGCUUGUUAACCAAGCCUUGCAAGCUACUAGAAGUGGAGGCAGAGAGCCCGGGCGUGGAGAGUAGUGAUGAAGCAAGGUACAACACGGCAAUGCAUGCGAUAGACGUUGUGAGGAUGAGGAAUGGAGAUCUGGGUUUUGUUGAUUUUGCCUUCGGAUUGGCCUUUGGGAUCGCCAUUUUGGGAUUUUGGUCUGUUGGAAGAAAUCCAGCUGAUGCAAACAAAUAA
Molecule: messenger RNA, 468 nt
Organism: Striga asiatica
Lineage: Eukaryota; Viridiplantae; Streptophyta; Magnoliopsida; Lamiales; Orobanchaceae
Source: the annotation of a GenBank genome assembly